Molecule: messenger RNA, 1027 nt
Organism: Paramecium sonneborni
Lineage: Eukaryota; Ciliophora; Oligohymenophorea; Peniculida; Parameciidae
Source: the annotation of a GenBank genome assembly
AUGAAAUCUCAAAGAAAGAGUCUAAUAAAAGACAUUUAAGCUCACUGCCCUCUAAUACUUAAGUAUAAUAAAUCAUUCUAUUAAGCGAACCAGUUGGUAUUGUUUAACCAUUUUGUAGAAAAUUAUAUACAAAACCAUAAAAUGAUUGGAAAAAUGUCGAAUAAUAUUUAAAGUUGAGAGAAAUGAAAUGUGAUAAAAAUCUUGCUUUACUUUAUAGUUCUAAAAAGAAUUGUAGAAUUGAUAAACCAAUUCCUUAAGUUAAAAAUAAAUUAAAAAUUCAUUCUACAAAAUCUAUUGAUGUAAUCAUUUCUUAACGAUUUAAAGAAAAAAAAUAUGACAAGAAAAAUUAUUUAACAAUGUUAAAUGAAUAAAACAAAAUAAUAUGCAUGCGUAGAUACAAAUUUAUAAAAAAUGUAACAAAUUUAAGACAAAUCUGCAUAAGAGUAUUAGAGUUAUCUAAGUAAGCAUUUUGAAGACUCAAGAGUAAUGAACAGAGCAAUUUCAUUCAAUCUAUCAAGCCAGUCUCCUAUAUAACUAUUUUAAAAACUUAGAAAUAUGUAAAUUUUUCUAAUUAUAUUUUAGGAAUAAAAAUUCUGUAAUAUAUAGAUAAAAUUAAUAAAAUGAUUUAAAUUAAAACAAGUAAGAUAAUUCAAAAAAUAUAAAAAUUGAAGUAAUAAAAAUUUUAAUCAGAUAGACUACUAUGCGAAGUUCGGAAGAACAAAGCCGUUUAGAGAUAUCACCAACUACUUUAUGUGAUGAUGGAUAGAAUCAUAGAAUUAAGAAUAAAUUGAAGUCUUUGAUUUGUCCAAUAUCAUAAAACUAAAUCACUAAAACUAAAUAAUUAAGUUUACCUUAUUUUUCAAAAAAUUAAUUAUAAAUUAAGAAGAAUCAGUUUUUCGUAACAAAUCAAGAUUGUGAAAAUAAUCACUCUUUAGACAAUAAUAGCAAUAUAAAUUCAUUAAUACAAAAAAAAACAUCAAUGUUUAGUAGAGAAAUGAAGAGAUUUCGAAUAUCAACUGAAUAUUGA